CGCGCGCCGCACGCCCAGGUUCCGCUCCGCCGCGGGGAAGGGGCGGGGCCGACACGGACACAAUUACCCGACGCGCCGCACAACCGAGACGCGUCUCGGCGGGCUAGAGCGCCGCUCCGCCAUGGAGACGGCCGCCAUCCUGCGCGUGCGGCACUGCGGCGCCGCCAUCUUCUGCCGCCGCGUGCCCCCGCUCUGCCCCGCCUGCGGCCGCCCCCUGCGCGGCGCCGGACUGCGCGCGGCCCCCGUGCGCCUCCCCUGCCCCUUCAGCGACGGGCACCGGCGGCCCCGCGCCUUCCUGCUGCGGCCUUCCGCCGGCAGCUUCCUGGGAGAAUACGACGGGAACUCUGAUCUCCACGUCGGAAUAUCCAGCGCUCUGGGAGUGGUGUAUAAUUACAAUGAAGAGGGCAUUCACAGAGAUGCAACCGGAUGGGAGCAGUGCAUUAGUGUCCCACUAGUACAGCCAGAUAUGUUUGAGCUUCUUCAGCAGUGGGAUCACCUCCUAGAGGAAUUUUCUAUGGGAGAGGAAUGGCUUCCUCAUAGGUAUGAAGAACAUGACCACAACUGCUACACGUAUGCACUAGCAUUCAUUAACAGUGUACUGACUGCACAAGGAAAGCAGCAAAUGAGUAAAAGUGAAUUUACAGAGAAGUUUGUGAUUCCACAGACAAAGAACGCUUCUAAGUAUAUUACCCUUCAUCAGGAACUAACCACUAAGGACUUCUACAUUGUACCCCUUCCUGAUCAAGAAGAACAGUGCUGAAAAUAAGUUGUCCAACUAUACAUUGUGUUCUGUUGAGACAUUUAAUAUUAGAAAUCGUAACGGCUUAUAAUUAGGGGUUUUAACAAAUCAACUGUUGAAAUAAGCUCUUUUGAAUCAGACAUUUUUCCC
Molecule: messenger RNA, 889 nt
Organism: Lagopus muta (rock ptarmigan)
Lineage: Eukaryota; Metazoa; Chordata; Aves; Galliformes; Phasianidae
Gene: MKRN2OS
Product: MKRN2 opposite strand
Exons: 4
Coding region: 122-760 (212 amino acids)
Source: RefSeq, a predicted model, not a curated record